Molecule: messenger RNA, 890 nt
Organism: Varroa destructor (honeybee mite)
Lineage: Eukaryota; Metazoa; Arthropoda; Arachnida; Mesostigmata; Varroidae
Source: RefSeq, a predicted model, not a curated record
AAUAAGCGUAUCUCCGACGAUACUUGUAUAACAACGAAAUCAGAGUGCGCGGUUAUACACAUUACUAACCACAAGGUAAUAUCAUAGUCAUAUAUUUCUUUAUAGUUUACGAUCACUUCACUGAAUUUGUAGGGUGAAUGGCAGCUGGAUCCAGUUCCCAAAACCCAGCCACUGAUGACAAAUCAGCAAACCAGAGCGCUAAACCGUCACUAGCUGGGAAUGACCCGAAGGAGGAACUAGGAAGCAAAAAAUGGGUCUAUAUCGUCAGUCUCUUUAUUGGGGUAUUGGUAAUACUUACUCUUGGGGUCGGCCUUUUCAUGACAUUCAAAGGACGAGCCAUAACUGGGUACAACUACACAACGGUGGUCCACCAUAUGAAUUCUACCCGUCCUACUACCUUUUCGCCUGUACCUUCGCGUUCACCUAAACAGGAUCCUAUAGGUGAACCAGACGAGAUGAAGACGAGUAGCUCCGGUCAGUCUCGCACUACAUUGCGACCCCGGCUUCCAUCUGUGUUUUCAAAGACCUCCGAUCGCAGUAAUACGCCGACCCACAGAGCCACUACAGACAUGAUAACCAGCAGUUCUACAGAACAGGCUUCCUCUCAGUCUGAAGAGAAUACCAAGAAUACUUCAAACGAAGUUGAUACUGAGCCCGAAAAUGAUGGCAUUAGCAAACCCGAAGGCUCUUCUGAGGGACGUCACGCAACAAACUCGCAGUAACUAACGGACGGUUCUGUUUUACAACAAUCGGAGCGAGCUAUAUCAUUUCACUGAAUGGAUGUGAUUGCUUUAAUUGAAGUAAUGUUUAUACAACUAUCGGACAAAUAAGUUUCAACAUGUACACAUGUCUCGAUGAUUUCAUGUAAAUGAAUAUCAUAAUGAACAAUA